AUGGAUGCCUUAAGACGGAAAUACAAUUAUGUAAUUCAUGAUUUAGCUGAUCCUAGAACGCAAGACUGGUGGGGAGUAUCAAAUCCUUUAGUCGUCUUCUCUAUUGCGUCAGCAUAUCUCUAUUUCUGCAAAUCGCUGGGCCCAAGAUUAAUGGAAAACCGGAAACCAUUCCAACUAAAAACUGUUCUUUUACUGUACAAUAUAUUUCAAGUAGGCUUUAGUUUAUUUCUAGCGAAGGAGGCAUUAAUAUCUAUGACUCACAAAGAUUUCAACCUCGCUUGUGAACCCAUAGACUUUUCAACUACACCAAAAGCACUACAGUUCGCAACAACAGUAUGGUUUUAUUACAUUGCAAAAUUUACGGAGCUUAUGGACACUAUCUUUUUUGUACUAAGAAAGAAAUACAAUCAAGUGUCUUUCCUUCACGUCUACCAUCACACUAUUAUGACUUUUGGAUGUUGGUUAACAAUCAAAUAUUAUCCAGGAGGACACCUUAUUCUAAUGGGAUUUUUGAAUGCCAUAGUCCACGUCGUCAUGUAUACUUAUUACUUGAUUUCUAGUUUUGGACCAGAAUAUCAGAAAUAUGUGUGGUGGAAAAGAUACCUUACAGAAAUGCAACUGAUACAAUUUGCUAUCGUUUUCGUCCAUCAUUGUGUCGCUUUAUUCUCCGACUGUGAGUUUUCGAAGACUGCGAACAUUUUAUUCUGUUUAAAUGCUGUUGUUUUCAUGUACAUGUUUGGAAGAUUUUACCUCAAAAGUUAUAAGAAGAAGAGUAAAGCAUAA
Molecule: messenger RNA, 783 nt
Organism: Arctia plantaginis
Lineage: Eukaryota; Metazoa; Arthropoda; Insecta; Lepidoptera; Erebidae
Source: the annotation of a GenBank genome assembly